Mytilinidion resinicola is the source of this 1026-nucleotide messenger RNA. RefSeq lists its product as uncharacterized. The annotation marks the transcript as partial. The transcript has 2 exons. The record is from RefSeq and is a predicted model, not a curated record. NCBI's taxonomy places the organism in Eukaryota, Fungi, Ascomycota, Dothideomycetes, Mytilinidiales, Mytilinidiaceae.
CUCAAGUACCAUGAGCCUCUAGUGCUCUCCAAACCUCCCACCUCCUUCCGAAACCUGUGCGAUGUGUCAGGACGGCAUAUUGCGGUCACCAGGAUCAAGGGGAAGUUCUCCGAAGUUGGUAUUGCAAGGCGCAAAUGCACUUUUUGGUCUAAGAAAACGAAAGGCGGCGGAUGGGAUUGCCUCAUUAUAUGUGACCCCCCAGUAAAACGUAUACUUACAGACUAUUGUGGUAUAGCGGGUCAUAACGUCACAAUGUCGCCAUAUAACGCGGGCUACGUAGACUUUGUGCCGCACGAAGACCAAAUCAGGAGCCAAUCGGAACCACCAAGGUCGUCUUUCCUGGAAGAUAUUACCUUCUACCUAAGCAGUCAUUCAAGCGUGCUUAAUCUAGCCGACCCAAUUUCGCUGAGAUUCUUUGUUGAGAAGAUUGUCGCUAGUCACUACCUGAAGCUAACGGAAUUCCUCCAGUCAACUAUCGACAUAGUCCAAUUCAACCUGUCUCGGCAACGAAACCUGACAAGCUUCGCUAUUGCCGCGGUGGAGGAGCAGUGGAGCGACGUGCAAGCGCUAGAAAGACGCAUCGGUGAAUACAAGGACGACCUCGAGGCAAUCAUGCUGCAACUUCGGAUAUCACUGGAGAGCCCCAACAUGAAACAUGCGACGGACUGGAAAGAUAGCACAGUAGACUACCAGUUUUUAUGCUUGCGUCUCAAGGAGAUUGGACAGCGUGCAAACAGUCUAAAUGGCUCGACUGCGGCCCUGGCUGGGCUCACGAACAAUCGUCAGGCGGUCAUGGCACAGACACUUGCACUUCAGGCGACGGAGCGGUCGAUUCGCGAGGCGAAGAGUGUGAAGGCGCUCACAAUACUAGGUGUCGUGUUCGUUCCUCUUGCGUACGUCUCUUCCUUUUUAAGCAUGCCUGAUCCGUAUAGACCUGGAGGGAAGCUAUUCUGGGUGUAUUUUGUCGUUGCCAUACCUUUGAUUGGGCUGAUUACCUUGGGAUAUCACACUUUAGAGUUGGGAUAC